AUUUAAGUCAAUAUACGUAAAAAUUUUAGGUUAUUGGUUAUUAGAAUUGUUCGUAUAGUGAUAACAUUUUGUACUUACUAACAAACACUUUAACAUUUAUAAAAUGAUUAAACCAAUUUAUUGCAAUUUACUUUUAAUAUUUUCGUGCUUAGUAUAUGAAGCGUAUGGAAGUCAUCCAUAUAAUGAUUCACUAUCGUCAUCAACAACGAUAAAUGAUGCAGAAGAAAGUACAGCAACACUAGAAUCAGCAACACAACCACCACCACCACGCCAUAGAAGGAAGUCAUUUAGUUCAACCGAUGGUGUAAGAUAUGGCAGAUUUCAUAGAUCAGUUCAAGAUAAUAGAUUUACUAACAAUAUUAAUCCGUAUAAUGAUUCAUUAUCGUCAUCAACAACGGUAAAUGAUUCAGAAGAAAAUACAACAACACUAGAAUCAGCAGCACAAUCACCGUCACCACGUCAUAGAAGGAAAUCAUUUAGUUCAACCGAUGGUUUAAGAUAUGGCAGGUUUCGUAGAUCAGUUCAUGAUAAUAAAUUUCCACGUCGUAUGAAUAGAAGAAUGACUACGCCACCACCACGUCCUUUAAAGAAAUCAUUUAGUUCAACUGAUGCUUUAGGAUAUGACAGAAAUCGCAAAUCAGUUCAAGAUAAUAGAUCUACUAAUAAUAUUAAUCCGUAUAAUGAUUCAUUAUCGUCAUCAACAACGGUAAAUGAUGCAGAAGAAAAUACAACAACACUAGAAUCAGCAGCACAAUCACCGUCACCACGUCAUAGAAGGAAAUCAUUUAGUUCAACCAAUGGUUUAAGAUAUGGCAGGUUACAUAGAUCAGUUCAUGAUAAUAAAUUUCCACGUCGUAUGAAUAGAAGAAUGACUUUGACACCACCAUGUCUUUUAAGGAAUAACUUAAGGAAAAGUAUGAGAAAUACAAAGCAACCGAUGUUUAGACUAAGCUCGUUCAAUAGGUUUGGGCAUAGUUUCAAUGAAGAUAGCGAUACUCAAGAAACAGAAAGCCCAAAAAAUAUGAGGUUGGGUUCAACGGGAUACUUGCCAAUCUCUCCUUCUUUUGGUUCAAGUAAUGGAAUACCGGAUAUGGAUUCAGAAAAAAUAAAACCAAAUUAUCCGUACUCAGAACCUAUUGGUGUAAGCAAAGACGAAGCUAAUGAAAUUCGAAAUGAUGUCCUUCAAAAAUCUAAUUUUUAUAGAAAUAAAUUUGAUCUUGAGCCAUUUACUUUGGAUGAUCAGUUGAACAAUUGCGCUCAAAACUGGGCUAAUUAUAUGGCGAAACAACAAUUGUUUGAUCAUAGACCGGAAAAUGUUUAUGGAGAAAAUCUGUACGGAAAUCUAAAUUUGAAAGAUUUAGGUAAAACAGCGGUCGAUUCAUGGUAUAAUGAAAUGUCUCUUUUUACCAUCGGUAACGAAGAAAAUGUUGAUACAUUCCACAUGACACAAUUAUUAUGGAAAGAAUCAACUAAAUUGGGUGUUGGUGUUUCACGAAAUCCUGGAAAUGGCAUGUACUACGUUGUGGCUAAUUAUGAUCCCAGAGGAAAUUUAUUAGACAAUUUCAAAGAAAAUUUACCUGAAAUAACAGAAGAGGACAUUGAAGAAGCAAAAGAAGCAGAUAAAAGACUGAAGGCGAAAAUGGCGAAGCCUGUAGUAAUGAGUAAAUCUUCGGGUUCAUCAAUUCCAUUCAGAUCGGGAUAGCGUAAUUACUGGUAAUAUUUCAAUUAGAAUUAUUCAACAUCUGUAAAAGUCUGAGACUUUUUAAAAUAAUUGUUGCCAGUAUUAUAUAUACUAUAAAAAUAAUAAAAAAAAAUUAUGUAAUAUUAAUUUAAGUGCGUUUAAUUAAAAUUGUAGAUUUUACAAAUAAUACAAUUAUACCUAAUUUAUUAUUAAACAAUAAAAUUUGUAUUUUUAA
This is a messenger RNA of Aphis gossypii (cotton aphid), 1916 nucleotides long. RefSeq lists its product as uncharacterized. NCBI's taxonomy places the organism in Eukaryota, Metazoa, Arthropoda, Insecta, Hemiptera, Aphididae. Bases 104 to 1702 code for a protein of 532 amino acids. The transcript is spliced from 9 exons. The record is from RefSeq and is a predicted model, not a curated record.